Molecule: messenger RNA, 741 nt
Organism: Lolium rigidum
Lineage: Eukaryota; Viridiplantae; Streptophyta; Magnoliopsida; Poales; Poaceae
Exons: 1
Coding region: 1-741 (246 amino acids)
Cellular component (GO): plasma membrane
Source: RefSeq, a predicted model, not a curated record
AUGCAGAUCCUCAGGCUCCUAGCGGCGCGGCGCGCCACGUUGGCCUUCAACGCGCCGCCGGUGUCCGAGCACCGGGACGACGACGGGGCCUUCUUCGACCUCGACUUCUCAUGCUCCGUCCGCACCUCCUCCUCUAGCUCUAGCAGCAUUUCUUUCUCCGACUCCGACGAUGAGUGCACGGAGCUCGACUUCAUCAUCUCCUUGCAGCGGAGCAGCUCCGCUUCGCCCCUCAAGUUCUGCACCUCGGACCCGCCAUCUGAGGUGAAGGAUGGCCGCAAGCGCGGCAUCAGCAGCCUGCGCACGCUCAGCUUCGGCGCCAGGAAAGCUGUGCCACUCCACGGCCGGCACAGCGUCGCCCGGAGCAGCUCCAGCAUCGGGCGGUCGCUCCGGCUGUUGGUGAACUCGCCGCCCGACGCGACGGCGGGCGAGGAGCACCACGCCGCGGGGCAGAGCAGCAGGCGCGCGCCGUCCCGGGACGUCAUCCGGAGGUGUCUGGCCAAGUUCUCGCGGCGGCUCCGCACGGCCGCGGGCGCCGAGGCGAGAGGGCUCCGCCGCCUCCGCAAGUGCCGGUCGGCGUCGUCCGUGCCGCAAAGCUCGGCGGCGUCGCGCUGCGACGACUCUGUUGUUGAGAAGCAAGACGGCAUCGCGGGCGCCAUCGCGCACUGCAAGGACUCGAUGCACCGAGCUUCCACGUCAGAGUCCGACUCGCCGCUGCUACGGUCAGCGAGUGACCCAGGGUAA